UUUGUGGUUCGUAGUUGACUGUGCAGCCAUUUUGGGGAGGCUGUGGAUCGACGAGCUUGUGUGUGCCAUUAUUAGCUGCCCAAAAACACACAAAGAAACCAAACGGAAAAACGUUGGACGACACGCCGUUAAAUAUGGGCCCACCGGGAGACAGAACACGCCACAUGUCGACUGAAAGAACGGAGGAUUUCAGCUGGAUUGUCGAUUUAUCUUGACAUGGCAUGCAGCAGGGCGAGUCGGAGGUUGUGACGACUGAAGAAAAGAAGAGAAAGAAAACAAGCGCAGCAAACACCUCGAAACUUCAGACGUGGAAAGGGGAGAUUUUGUUUAGCUAACGCUAACGUUUAUUUCGCCAUUCAGCGUUUGUCGUUGGUUGGCCAUUGAUUCCCUGGCUGAUUUUUGUCGAUGUAGUUGUUGACAAGACACGACUGAAGCGAAUUAUACCGAGCUAAAAUGCUGAGCACAAGCAAAACCAGUUAGUCAGUCAACCCUGCAGGUCUCUUAACUCUCACAGCACUGGCAGUCACAUUGAACCGAGCGAGAAAAUGUAAACGCGUGGAAAGAUGACUGUACGCUAGCUAGCCAACCACACAUAGGCCUCAAUUAAGCCAAUCAGUCAGAAGAUAAGAUGUAGCUAAAUUGUUUGUUCACUACUAGUUAGUGUUGGAAGUGAAUGCCUAGAUUAGCUUGCUAGCUCACAUUAGCUAGUGUGCUAAAAAUACGCCCACAUCAUGACUAUCAGCAAUGGCAGCACCGCAGGCCGUGGGCCAAAUGAGUGGCAGUAACAGUCAAGGAAAUGUCAAGGUACUUUCGCAGUAGUCUUCGAUGUUACCCGGUGCCAAUAUCUCCUGGCAUCCGUAUUUACCUGCCAUGUUCGUCUGUAUCCCCAAUCCGUCUGUAACACGCACAUAACGCAGUCUCUACAGAGAAACAAACACAAAACGACAGCCAUGGACGAGGGACUUUGAAAUGACCCAAACAAUAGAAUAUUUGUCUGCUUGCUAGUCUCUGUAAUCCUCAAUUUUACUGGCAACAAUAUAUUGCCGGUAUGGGCUUUUACAGUAGCAGCCGUUUCUGUUGAUUUCAGUAACAUUCACAGAAAAAGUUAGUCAAAACAAGAAAAGUUAGUCAAAUUUGAGUUGCUCUUUCAUUUAAAUAUCUGUUGUAAUCCCUUGUCGAUGGCAGGUUGAAAAAAAAACUCAUUUGGCUUAAAAGUCAUGUCUUAAAACAUGAAUUUCUGAACCAGUAAUAAGGAGAUGUAGUCUUAGCUUGUUGAUCAUUCCCCUCCUCAACACUGCCCUUUUACAAAAAUUAAAAUGACUUAGUUUUGUUUCUGAUUUGUUGACCUUUUCAGUUGGUAGUUAGUGAGUAAUUCACAGAUCUAGCCUAGAGUUGUUUGAUGCGUUGUUUCUGCAAAGGGUAGCUAGCUCCAUCCUUUAUCCAACGGAUAAAUACAAAAGUAGAGUGUAGCCAAAAAAUUCUGCGCAAGAGAGGAAGACACUACCGUCAAAAUCUAACCAUGGGGGACCCAACUUCACGAAGAAAUCAGACAAGAAAUCGACUUCGAGCUCAACUUCGGAAGAAAAGGGAAUCUUUGGCUGAUCAGUUUGACUUCAAGAUUUAUAUAGCCUUCGUUUUCAAAGAAAAGAAGAAGAAGUCGGCACUUUUUGAGGUAGCUGAAGUGGUGCCAGUGAUGACCAACAAUUAUGAAGAAAACAUCCUACGAGGGGUGCGGGAUUCCAGCUACUCUCUUGAGAGUUCGAUAGAACUCCUGCAAAAAGAUGUUGUGCAACUACACGCCCCCCGAUACCAGUCAAUGCGAAGGGAUGUGAUAGGCUGCACACAGGAGAUGGACUUUAUCCUUUGGCCACGCAACGAUAUUGAGAAGAUUGUCUGUCUGCUGUUCUCCAGAUGGAAGGGGGCCGAUGAUGAACCCUUUAGGCCUGUUCAGGCCAAGUUUGAAUUUCAUCAUGGAGACUACGAGAAGCAGUGCUUGCAUGCUUUGGGUCGUAAAGACAAGGCUGGAAUGGUCAUGAACAACCCAACUCAGUCUGUAUUUCUCUUCAUGGAUAGACAGCACUUACAGACUCCUAAAACCAAGGCCACAGUUUUCAAGUUGUGCAGCCUCUGCCUGUACUUGCCCCAGGACCAGCUGACCUGCUGGGGUGUCGGAGACAUCGAGGAUCACCUUCGCCCAUACAUGCCUGAUUAAGGCUUCCUGCUCCACUCAGCCACAUAGGGAGAAGCCCUUCCCCUCCUUCCUGCCUAAGCUUUCAGAAGCAAAUUGAUGUACUCAUCUCCACCCGUUUCCUUUUAAAAGAUUUGAACUUGUGCUUGGAUCUUUUUUUUUUUUUUUUUACCUACUCGUUCUUCCCUCCCUGACCUGAAGCUGAUUCAAUUCCCAUCCUUGUUUUUUUUUUUUCCCCUUACACUCCCAAUGUUCCUCCUCUUCUCUCUGCCAUUUUUGGAUUGGUUCCCCUGAUUUUUUUUUUUUUUUUUUUUUUUUUUUUUUAUUUUACUCCCUGUUCAUUCCCUCCUACUCACUCAUCCAUUUUUGUUUAUUUGAACCUGCACGAACAUUGAUUUUGAGUGGUUGGUUGUUCUCUUGGAGCCGCACUGUCAGCAGCACCGGUCAUUGAAGGAACUCUUUAUGUUGCAUCAAAACAGGAACAAACAAUACACAGGUCUUCACGGUGGUUCUCAGAUGGACGUGUUUUAUAUCCUUGUUGUCAUAAGAAAGGAUUGUUAAAGCUUGUUUGUAAUGUCAAUGGGGUUUCUAGAACAACUUUACACAAUCUUUUGACCAAGGACAAGUGUGAAUAGGCGUUAAAACACCUGUAUGAGAAAAGAAAACAAGAUGAACAAUAUUUGUCAAAUCAUAUGGUGUAGGUAUUGCUUCUUAUAAACCGCCUUAGUUUUUUUGCUGGACUUUUAAAAAAAUGUUUUGGUGUCAUUUGCUUUCCUCUGAAACAUGCUAGGCAGGCCUUUACUAAAAUCUUGAGUGACUUGAAAGGCAUUGUACACAAAGUUGAGACAUGUUGGUUAGAUGAUGAAGGUCAUUGUCACCGUUCAAGCACCAUUCAUUUAAGCUACUGAAAACUGAUGUUUUAUGUUUUGUUUUGUUUGGGAUGUGGGUUGGUGAGAAACUGAAAUGGUGACAUACUUAAUGUUUAACAUACCUAACAAAAGUUGCUGAAAGCUAACUGAUUUUUGUUUAAUUUGACCUACUAAAAUUAAGAUAAUUUGCUGCCAUGCUCAUCAAAUUAAAAUUGGGUUUUGCAGGCUUGCUUGCCAAAGAAUAUGAAGUACAUAUAAUUUUGCUCCUUGUUGAUUCAGUGUGUUCAGUUGAAAGGGUAUAAGGUGUGUAACUUCUGGGUUUUUUCUGUUGAUUCUCAAAUCAAUACUGCUGAGCAUAUCCCAAUACAAUGCAAAUUCUGAAAGCAUAA
Siniperca chuatsi (mandarin fish) is the source of this 3446-nucleotide messenger RNA. RefSeq names its product linkage group 17 C6orf62 homolog (gene lg17h6orf62). The record is from RefSeq and is a predicted model, not a curated record. The coding region runs from base 1520 to 2212 and encodes 230 amino acids. NCBI's taxonomy places the organism in Eukaryota, Metazoa, Chordata, Actinopteri, Centrarchiformes, Sinipercidae. The transcript has 5 exons.